Molecule: messenger RNA, 2462 nt
Organism: Saccoglossus kowalevskii
Lineage: Eukaryota; Metazoa; Hemichordata; Enteropneusta; Harrimaniidae
Product: phospholipase DDHD1-like
Cellular component (GO): cytoplasm
Molecular function (GO): glycerophospholipase activity; metal ion binding
Source: RefSeq, a predicted model, not a curated record
UGUUAUGGGUGUGAUACCGAAGUGUACGUUUCUGGGGAAUGGCGAAAUAGGAAUAUAAAUGAAUGAAUGCAAACAUGACAUAUCUAGCAUCAGGAUACCAGGCGCUAAACCUCGACGACGAUGAUGACGAACCUAACGGCGAAGAAGACGAGUCGAUGGACGUCUCGAGUACGAGCCGAAGUGGGGACGACGAAGUGUAUGAACUAAUUCAUGAUGAAAAUGAUGAUGACGAUGAUGUUACCCCUGUAGAUAACGAUCCUCCGCCUAUUGACAACAUUACGGAGGGUACUGACACAGUACAGUCUACAAACGACGACAGUACAGACGACAGUGUCAUCGUAAUUUCUGAUGAUUCUGACGACGGCGGAGAAACUAUUACAAAAAAAGACGACGACGAAUGCGUCUGCGAGAAGAAAGUUGAACAUUCAAAUGCCGUUGAGGGAGAUCCCCUCACGGGCGGUGAACAGGAACAUUUUGAAUAUGACCAGCCUAAACGAAGAGAACAGUCCACACAGGUACAGGCACCGGAUAUUAUACAAGACCUAAACGCCCGGGAAGUUCGGUGGUUCUACAGAGAAAACAAGGAAGAUAGAAAAUGGACUCACUUCAUAGGUUACGACUCCCUGCGAGUCGAAUGGAAAUAUCGAGAAAUACACUUCCACAACACAAAGACUCAUGAUACUAUUGAAAUGAUAAUUGUCAGAGGUGGUCUUUAUGAAGUUGAUGUUGUAACCAAAAAAUGCUACCCAAUUUACUGGGAAGCUGAGGCAGUUGAUGUAAUGCGAGGUACUUGGUUCGUUGAUGGAACCUGGCAACCCAUUGAUGAAUCAAUGGCAGAAGAAUUAGAGGAGUCUCAUCUUGAGAAGUUCCGUGGCCAAAACAAAAAUGAACCUCCAGAAACGUUAAACAUCAAAGGAAAAGUACCUAUUUUACAUAACAUAAGGUUCAAGGACAGCCAUGUAGAUUGGAACAGUUUGACUGAAAUCUACUUUUAUAGCGACAAAACCAGCUCCAAGCUAGCUAGGUCGAUUGGAACAAGCAUUGGUUUGUCAAAAGCGUCUUCCAGUGGUACUAGAUUGCAUCGUGGUUACUGUCUAGAGGCAGCACUUGAUGACAAGCCACCACCUAUAUCUCAUCUUGUAUUUGUCAUUCAUGGUAUAGGACAAAAAAUGGAUUCUAGUUGUAUCAUUAAAAGUUGUACUGAUUUAAGGACAACAACACAGAAAAUGGUCGCCAAGCAUUUUCCUAGUCUUGCAAGUGCCACGUCAACUAAGAGAGUUGAAUUCCUCCCAGUCGAAUGGAGAUCAGUACUCAAAUUGGACGGUGAUAUGGUCGACUGUGUCACGCCGCACAGAUUACGAGGACUUCGUAGUGUGCUGAAUUCAAGUGCAAUGGACAUCAUGUAUUAUACCAGUCCUUUAUUUAGAUCUGAGAUUGUGAGAGGUUUACAGAGGGAGCUCAACAGGUUGUAUAAAAUGUUCUGUGAGCGAAAUGAAGGGUUUGAAGCAAAUGAUGGGCGUGUGUCAGUUAUAUCACAUUCGCUGGGUGCCGUGAUCGUGUAUGAUAUUUUGACAGGAUGGAAUCCGAUACACUUAUACGACCAGUACUUGAUACAUGAACAUGCUGCGCAUCCCGAUUUAGAUACGGUAGAUAAAGAACACGAGGAGCUUGCCCGGGAGUUGAGUCGUGUCCGAGAGAGAGUGGGUGAAUUGGAAAGCCAGUUAUUAAGCACAAAUCAAGUAGCUGCUGUCACCAGAAUGCCAACUUUGAAUUUUAAAGUUGAUAACAUGUUUUGUCUUGGUUCACCUCUGGCUGUGUUCUUGGUAAUGAGAGGUGUACGUCCACAUGGCAAAGGCAAACAAGACAUGAUACUACCAAAAUCUCAGUGUAAAAGACUUUUCAAUAUCUACCAUCCAGCAGAUCCAGUGGCUUACAGAAUUGAACCCCUUCUCAUAAAACACUACUCGACCAUAAUGCCGUUGAAGAUCAACAACAGCGAUGCAUUGAAACAGAAGAGAUAUUCAAAAAUGACGAUGAUGGCGUACCCGUCAGCGAAAGAUAAACCCAAAGAAAUGAUCUCCAGUGGUGCCUCUGCCAUGAUGCAGGAUGUUACCAUCAUUGACUCUGGUCCUAAAAAGGUCCACGUCAAAAAAUCAAGUUUCUGGAGCAAAUGGAGCAAAAAGACUGAGAAUGUGGAGACUGAUCCGCAGUUACAAGUCUUGGAAAGUAUGAAGGAGAUAGCUGCCAAAGAUGAGGUUGAAGUGGUUGAGAAGGGAGUCCCAGUCAGUGUUGAAAGUGUUGAACUGGAAUAUCGCAUUGAUUUUGAAUUGCGGGAAGGUAGCAUGGAGAACGCCUAUAUAUCGGCCUUGACCUCGCAUACAUCAUACUGGACUUCGGCAGACGUGGUAUUGUUUGUGCUUGCCCAUUUGUUUCCAGACUAUAUGAUAAACAACGAGUCAUAA